Molecule: messenger RNA, 1630 nt
Organism: Purpureocillium takamizusanense
Lineage: Eukaryota; Fungi; Ascomycota; Sordariomycetes; Hypocreales; Ophiocordycipitaceae
Product: Argininosuccinate lyase
Exons: 2
Coding region: 100-1500 (466 amino acids)
Cellular component (GO): cytosol
Molecular function (GO): argininosuccinate lyase activity
Source: RefSeq, a predicted model, not a curated record
GCCAACAAAAAGCCCGCCCCGGGCCUCAACCACCUCCCUCGUCCCAACCCGCACCCAUCGUCCCUGCAUCGUCACCUGCACAGCGCAACCACAUUCACAAUGGCCUCGAGCUCCAAACCCGAAGGAAGCAUGCUAUGGGGCGGCCGCUUUACCGGCGGCCUCGAUCCCCUUAUGGUCAAGUACAACGAAAGCAUCUACUUCGACCGCGUCCUAUACAAACAAGACAUCCUCGGGAGCAUUGCCUUUGCUCGCGCCAACGCCAAGGCGGGCAUCAUCACCCAGGACGAGUUCCAGCAGAUCGAGCGUGGCCUCCGCGAGGUCGAGAAGGAAUGGCAGGCGGGCACCUUCACCAUUGUUCCCGGCGUCGACGAAGACAUACACACAGCCAAUGAGCGUCGUCUUGGCGAGAUCAUCGGCAAGCAGGUUGCUGGCAAGCUGCACACGGGCCGCAGUCGUAACGAGCAGGUCGUCUGCGACAUGCGCAUGUGGCUGCGAGACGAGCUGCGACAGAUCGAGAGCCACCUCGUCGCCUUCCUCCGCGUCCUUGCCGCGCGCGCUGAGCAGGAGAUUGACCUCGUCAUGCCCGGCUACACGCACCUGCAGCGCGCCCAGCCGAUCCGCUGGAGUCACUGGCUGCUAUCGUAUGGCCUGGCCUUUGCCGCAGACCUCGAGCGCCUGCGCGAAGUCAUAAGCCGCGUCAACCGCAACCCGCUCGGCUGUGGCGCCCUCGCUGGCAAUCCCUUUGGCCUCGACCGCGACAUGAUCACAAAGGAGCUGGGAUUCGACGGCCUGCUGUGGAACUCAAUGGGCGGAGUCGCUGACCGCGACUUCGUCACGGAGACGCUGCAGUGGGGGUCCAUGCUGAUGCAGCAUGUCUCCCGCUGGGCGGAAGAUCUCAUCAUCUACUCGACCGCCGAGUUUGGCUUCGUCCGCCUUGCCGACGCCUAUUCUACUGGUAGCUCCCUGAUGCCGCAGAAGAAGAACCCGGACAGCCUCGAGCUUCUCCGUGGCAAGAGCGGUCGCGCGUUUGGUCACAUGGCGGGCUUCAUGAUGACGCAAAAGGGCCUGCCCAGCACGUACAACAAGGACUUGCAGGAGAGCGUGGAGCCCAUGCUCGACCACGUCAAGACGGUGUCGGACAGUAUUCAGAUCGCCAACGGAGUCUUGGCCACCCUGACCACCAACGCCGAAAAGAUGCGCGCCGCCCUGGAUCCCUUCAUGCUGGCGACGGACGUUGCCGACUACCUCGUCCGCAAGGGCGUGCCCUUCCGUGAGACGCACCACAUCUCGGGCCGCUGCGUCGCCAAAUCGGAAGAGACGGGCAUCCCCAUGAACGAGCUCUCGUACGAGCAGAUGAAGGCUAUCGACCCGCGCUUUGAGGAGGACAUUUCCGAGGCCUUCAACUACGACACGAGCGUGGAGCGCCGGUCUGCCAAGGGCGGCACCAGCAAGUCGAGCGUCAUGGAGCAAAUCAAGGUGCUCGAGGAGAUGCUUGGCUGAGCGGCCAGCCAGGAGGGACGGUGAGGUGGCGUUGUACGACGAGCAGGAGGGCCAUGUACUGUAAUUAUUGGGAAGCAAAAUGGGAUGCAAAAGCGAUCGAUGACGAAUGCCGGGCCAGGCUCGUUGCUUG